Molecule: messenger RNA, 818 nt
Organism: Hansenula anomala
Lineage: Eukaryota; Fungi; Ascomycota; Saccharomycetes; Phaffomycetales; Wickerhamomycetaceae
Gene: RPO26
Product: DNA-directed RNA polymerase core subunit RPO26
Exons: 1
Coding region: 388-609 (73 amino acids)
Biological process (GO): DNA-templated transcription
Cellular component (GO): RNA polymerase II, core complex; RNA polymerase III complex; RNA polymerase I complex
Molecular function (GO): DNA binding; DNA-directed RNA polymerase activity
Source: RefSeq, a predicted model, not a curated record
UUUGAAAGUUUUCUUCAGGAAAAAAAUUAGACAUCUUUUGGUGAUGAAGUGGAAGAGUGAAGAUUCUUAAUUUGACUUAUUGACUUUGGGCCAUGUCUGAUUACGGUGAUGAUGCGUGAGUAGUCGCUUAUCCAUUCGAGCUCAUAUUUUCUUUGCGUUUUAACACUUUGAAACAGUUUCAACGAUGGAAAUGAAAACUUUGAAGAUUUCGAACAAGAAUACAAUUCAGAUUACGAUGACGUCCAACCUACAGAAGAAGUUGCUGAAGAUGGAAGAACUAUAGUCAACGGGGGUACUGGUGCUGAUGAAUUCAAUAGUGAUCAAGCCAGAAGAAAAACAAACAAAGAGUUAGCCAUUCCAAAAAGUAAGAGAACAACAACACCAUACAUGACUAAAUAUGAAAGAGCCAGAAUCUUAGGUACAAGAGCCUUACAAAUAUCAAUGAAUGCACCAGUUUUGGUUGAUUUGGAAGGUGAAACUGAUCCUUUGCAAAUUGCAAUCAAAGAGUUGGCUCAAAAAAAGAUUCCAUUGGUUAUUAGAAGAUAUUUACCAGAUGGAAGUUAUGAAGAUUGGGGUUGUGAUGAAUUGAUCGUUGAUAUAGAUGUCUAAAUGUAAAAUAAUUAAUUUGGUUUGUCAAUUUUUAUUAGUACAGAUAACCCUCAUCAUAAUAAUAAUGUAUAUUUAGUUUGACACAAAAUUUAGAAAGUCCGUACCCAUAAACACUUGAUCACCAUUCAUUCUCUCACUUUUAAAUCUAUCUAUAACAUCCUUGAACUCACUUUCAUUCAUUCCUAUCGCGCUUAAAUUUUUAUUCAAUU